Molecule: messenger RNA, 1193 nt
Organism: Saccoglossus kowalevskii
Lineage: Eukaryota; Metazoa; Hemichordata; Enteropneusta; Harrimaniidae
Product: spermatogenesis-associated protein 17-like
Molecular function (GO): protein binding
Source: RefSeq, a predicted model, not a curated record
CACAAAAGUAAAUAUCCAAAAUGGCGACCGUGGUUCGCAUUUUGGAGCGAAACUCCACAAUUAUGGAGGAAGUAUUCGAAAGACACAAACUUGCAGAAGAAGACAGACAUAGAGAGUUUGAUGCUUCAGUAAAAAUACAAGCCUGGUUCAGAGCAGCUAGAGUGCGUGCAUACAUUAAAUAUCUGCACAGAUGCGCAAAUAUAGUGCAGAAAGUAUGGAGGGGUUACUUAGGAAGAGGAAUAUUCCGAGAACUAGUGAAGCAGCAAGUUAUGAUCAUGAGAAUGAACUAUUAUAAUGCCAUGGCAACUAAGAUUCAAAAGAUUUGGAGAGGGUAUUAUACUAGGAAGUAUGUGCACAACUACUACAGUAGAAAACAAUACUUGGAAGGAUUGAUGGUUAAGAAUGAGAUAAUUAGGAAUGAAUUAGCAGAGUAUACUGAACAGAAAGCAGCCGACAGACAACAUGCAGAAGCAAUUGCAGCUCAGAAAAAACUAUUAGAAGAAGCGUCAAAAAGACAUUAUCUUAUUAGUACAGAAGUGGUACCAAGCAUUUACAAUUCUCCUUUCAAACCCCAUCCUGAUGAAAUGGAGUUUAUCCUGAGGAGUGUACAGCCAAGGCCACCAACAGGACCAAAACCUAAACGGGAUAAUAGAUCAGGAAUAAUUGUACCACAGAGCCCACCAUUACCACUCUCUGAACCAUUGCCACCCAUUGCUCAAAAACUACAGGGACCUUUCCGGCCACCUAAUGAGGUUCUGAAGCAGAGAUUCAAAGCAUUGCAGCCAACCCUACGUGUACAGACCUCAUUCACAUCUGUGGAUGAAGCAAGAGAAGCUAUGAAAGCAAAGGAAUGGGUGAUGAGAGUCAAUGACAAUAUUUUUGAACCAUUCACAAGAAGAACUGUACCCUAUGAAUCCUACUUGCAUACCACAUCUAAAUAUGGACACCUUCCAUAUGGUACCAGAUAUUUUCGAGAAGAAAACUUGGCUCAACACAUUACCAGUUCGAAUUUCAAGACCGUCGUUUCACCUAUUCCUGUGUUUGAAAAACUGAACGAUACAUAUGCCAAGGGGACCGAUACGGUGCCAGGCAAUCCAGUUUGAACAUCCAUAUCUGACCAUUGACUGCAUGUUAGCUUGUUUUCAAAAGUUUUAAAGGUUUAUACACCAGCGGCAAGUUUUUGUGAACUGUAA